Molecule: messenger RNA, 1642 nt
Organism: Papilio machaon (common yellow swallowtail)
Lineage: Eukaryota; Metazoa; Arthropoda; Insecta; Lepidoptera; Papilionidae
Product: sodium/hydrogen exchanger 9B2
Exons: 12
Biological process (GO): proton transmembrane transport
Cellular component (GO): membrane
Molecular function (GO): antiporter activity
Source: RefSeq, a predicted model, not a curated record
UAUCAACAGACAGGUGUUCGUGUUUACACAUUUGUUGAUGAAACAGAAAAACAAAAUUAUAAAUUUUGGCAUAAACUGUGUUUACGAUGCCACCAACCUGAUUCGACCCCGUCUUGGCGACCGUCAUGGUGGCAAAAGAUAUUUCCGUUUCCACUUUUCCCUACGUACAGACAGUCAGCGCAACAAAUCUGCAUUUUACUUUUCUUCUUACUUAUAUGGGGUAUCGCAUACGUAGAAAUUGGAGAAUCUGUAACUCCAGAUGGAGAACUGUUUAGCAUGACUAUUCUAGUCAUCGCCGCGUACUUAAUUGGCUGGUUGUGGCUGAAGGUGACCACAUUACCAGCACUAAUUGCCAUGCUACUCACCGGCAUACUGUUCCAAAACCUCCACUUAGUGCACAUGACGGAUAAAUAUAGGAAACUUAAUCAAGAUCUGAGAAAAGUAGCGCUAGUUAUUAUACUAAUGAGAGCGGGGUUGGGACUCGACGCAAAAGUUUUAAAGAAGCACUACACCGCAGUACUGCAACUGGGCCUGUUGCCAUGGAUAGUUGAAUGUGUCGCCGUAUGCUUGUCCUCGCAUUUUUUUCUAUCACUGCCAUGGAUAUGGGGUUUUUUACUAGGAUCUAUGAUAGCGUCAGUUUCACCGGCAGUAGUAGUGCCAUGUCUGUUUCGGCUCCGCGACUCCGGAUACGGAGUUGCUAAGGGCAUACCCACACUGUUGCUCGCCGCCGCAGCGAUCGACGAUUCAAUAAGCGUGGCCGUGUUCGCUAUUAUCUUAAACGCUAUGUUCUCAACGGGCUCGGUUACUUACAACAUUAUCGUGGGACCGCUGUCAAUUUUAGCGGGCAUAGGAAUUGGAUCUCUUUGGGGGGCUAUAGCUUCAGUUAUUCCAGAAAAAGGAGAUAUUUAUGUGGUGCCGUUGCGAUUUUUGAUUUUAUUUCUGGGAGGCUUAUUCUCACUAUUUAUGUCUAAUUUAAUUGGAUGGAGUGGUGCAGGCCCUCUGGCAAUCGUAUCUUCGGGAUUUGUAGCAGCGUUUUUUUGGGAAAAGCAAGGAUGGGUUGUAAAUAAAAACCCUGUCAGUAAUGUCUUCAGAAUCUUAUGGAUAUUCUUCGAGCCAAUACUCUUUGCGUUUACAGGAGCACAAAUUACGAUUAGCUCUCUUGAUCCUGAGGUUAUAAAAAUGGGUGCAAUUUGUUUGGUGACAUGUCUAAUACUACGUAUGAUCGCCACUUUUUUUGUUAGCUUUGGGUGUGGACUUAACAAGAGAGAGAAGCUAUUUAUUGGAGUGACGUGGUUAGCAAAAGCUACGGUGCAGGCAGCAUUAGGUCCGGCAGCGUUAGACUUAGUAAGAAGCGGGCAAACUUCUGGAUUGUCACCUAUUGAUGAAGAAAAAUACGCUAAAACAAUUCUGGCUAUGAGUGUUCUUAGCGUUGUUUUGUCUGCACCAUUAGGAGCGAUACUUAUUGCUAUAACUGGACCGAAAUUAUUAAGUCGAGAAACCGAAUCAAAAGCUCCUGAGCGUAAUGAAGGAAAUGUCGAAAGUGCAAGAAUUGCAGCAAUAACGCCAUUGUGAGAUUAUUAAACAUGGAAAAUUUUUAUUAAGAAAACCUGUAACUUUUAGUUAAUAUUGUUAUGAAUUAAUA